This is a messenger RNA of Paramecium tetraurelia, 744 nucleotides long. RefSeq lists its product as uncharacterized. NCBI's taxonomy places the organism in Eukaryota, Ciliophora, Oligohymenophorea, Peniculida, Parameciidae. The transcript has 2 exons. The record is from RefSeq and is a predicted model, not a curated record. Gene Ontology annotation, cellular component: precatalytic spliceosome.
AUGGACGACGAAUAAUAGGAGAAAUAGCAUCUGGCAAAUGAUGGUAGAUAGAUGACUCUCAUCGAUUAAAUCAUUAGGAAUAAAGUGUUCAAUUGCAGAUAUUGGAAGGAAGAUUGUUUUGGUUUAACAGCAGUAACAUUAGUUGAUAAGGCAUGCAAAUUGGAUUGUGUAGGUGCUACAUACUCAGGCACUGGAAAGCCUGUGCCAUUCCUUUGUUUAUUGAUGAAGCUAUUGUAAAUCAAUCCAGAUAAAGAAAUUAUUAUUGAAUUUCUUAAAAGCAAAGAUUACAAAUACAUAAGUGCUUUGGCUAUGUUUUAUAUCAGAUUGACUUCAAAACCAAAGGAAGCAUAUCCAACUAUAGAAUAGUUUUAUGCAGAUUUUAGAAAAAUCAGAAUCAGAAAUUUGGAUGGUACGUUUGCAAUUUGGCAUAUGGAUGAAUUAGCAGAGAAGCUUUUAAGUGAGGAAAUUAUUUUUGGAAUAUCCUUGCCCAGAUUCCAGAAAAGGUGGAUUUUGGAAGAAUUAGGGUAAUUGGAGCCAAGGAAGAGUGUGUUGGAGGAGGAAUUGCAGAAUUAGGAACAGGAACAGGUGCAAGUUGCAGAACAAUAGAAUUAAGAAAAGGACUAGGAGUAGGGUUAAGAACAAAAGGAGGAGGGAGAGCAGAAAAGGUCAAGAAGCAGAAGUAGGAGUAGGAGUCACAAGAAACAUAAAAAACAUCACAAACAUCAUUCUCAUCAUAGAAAGUGA